CCCCUGGGAACUUCCUGACCAACAGUUCCUAAUGGGGUGUUCUACACCUGGUACUUGGAUUUUCAUUUACUAUCCUGUGGCUCUGGAAUCUCAUCACCCACCAGAACAUGAAUUCAUAAUGACAACUGUCACGGUGACCACAGAAGUUCCCCCAAGAGCUAAGACAGAAGGUGAUUCUGUCUCGUAUGGAUCUUCAUCAGCUCACAUUAUUGAAGAAACCGAGUACGUGAAAGAGAUCCGAAGUACCCUGGAAAAGAUCCGAAAUCACAUGUUUAAAGAUGAAGAAGGACACAACAAUGCAAAUUACAAAGUAGAUGCAGAGCCACCUGGAAACAUGCAGAAUGGCUCAGAUUCCACAGCAGACCACACCUGUUUGGAUUUGCUCAUGGAAAACAUGAGAAGAAAAGACCAGCAGCUCCUGGAAAUGAACAGAGAGAAUGAAAUGUUGAAAAUCAAGCUGGAAGCUUCCCGAGAGGCAGGAGCAGCCACUUUGAGAAACGUGGCCCAGAGGUUAUUUGACAACUACCAAACGCAUUCUGAAGACAUGAAGAAAAAGCAUGAGGACAGUAAACGUUUACUUCAGAUCAACAACCUUGAAAAAGAGCAGACGUUAAAGCAUCGUGCUGAAAAUCUGAGUCAACUUUCAGAAAAACUUGAAGAGAAGCAUGUUCAAAUCAUAGGACUGGAGAACCGUGUACAGAGGAUGGAAAACGAAAAGAAAACACUCCUAGAGAGAAAAUUGUGUUUGGAAAACAAGCUGCUGCAACUCAAGUCCAAUGAUGCACAUUCGAAAAGUUGCCAGGGUCUUCAGACAGAGAUUUCCAUCCUCCAGGAGCAGAUCUGUCAUCUGCAGUUCGUGAUUCACUCCCAGCACCAGAGCCUGCGCAGCAUCAUUCAGGAGAUGGAAGGAUUAAAAAAUACUUUAAAGGAACAAGAUAAAAAAAUUGAAAAUUUGAAAGAAAAGGUCUACAUCCUUGAAUCUCAGAAUAAGGAACUGAAAACCAAGGUGGCAUGUUGGACUGACACUCCUAAGACAUCACUAUCUAAGGCUGUUUCUACAGGGGUCUCUACUGAAGAUCCCGCUGGCCGGGAAAACUGGCGCCCAAUGUGGGGCUCUGGGAUGUGGAACAGUGAUGAAUGUCAUCACAGACCAAGGCAGGCCUGCCUAAGAGUUGGACCAUCGUGGAAGACGGCUCCACGAGCGAAGGUCCGGUCAGUGAUCGCCACGGAAACCCCCGGCCGUGAGUCAGAUCUGAAGAUGGCUCUACAAGCAAAGGUCCCAGCAGUGAUCGCCACAGAAACGCCUGGCCGUAAGUCAGAUCUGAAGACCGCUCCACGAGCCCGGCGGCCAUGAGUCAGAUCUGAAGACGGCUCCACGAGGGAAGGUCCGGUCAUUGAUCGCCACUUAAACACCUGGCUGUGAGUCAGAUCUGGAGAAGUUUUAACGUGACAACGCAAGUGAAUUCAAGUCUGAAGGUGCUUCUCCCUAUCUGAUGCUGAUCAGGCUACGGAAGUGAACCGGCUGGAUGAAGCUUUGAUGGAAGAGGACUAUGAGGAUCUUAUUUAUUCCUUGAAAUGCAGUUUCACCUCCCAAGAUAAAACGACACCAUGCCAAUGUUUAUUUAAAUGUAACUUAUUGUACAUCAAUACAAUUUAUAAGAAGGUGAUAUUACAGGCAAUUCAACAAAUGUCUGCUGGAGAGAAGAAGCCCCCCCCCCAUUUUCAAAGCUUAAGUUAAGAAACCAGGUAUCUGCCCCUCACCCUGGGCCAUGGCUGAGGGGAGACCCCUUAAGACCUGGAAUGUGUAUGUGCUCACUCUCUUGGCUACCUCGUGAUCCUGGAUGCUGGAUGCUGGUAUUUCGAACCAAAUCAGAGUUCUCCAGAGAACCUCGUUGGACCGGGCCUCAUCUCUCCUGGAUCCUGUAACCAACUGCCUUUGCUUAUUGUAAAUUAACUCGAAAUAAACCCCUUUUGACUAUCA
Peromyscus maniculatus bairdii (prairie deer mouse) is the source of this 1981-nucleotide messenger RNA. The record is from RefSeq and is a predicted model, not a curated record. NCBI's taxonomy places the organism in Eukaryota, Metazoa, Chordata, Mammalia, Rodentia, Cricetidae.